CCCGGUGCCUGAGAGGAAACAGUGGAGGCCGCUGGGGCAGGUCACCCGGGGCGUCGGCGAUUAUAUUGCGGCCGAGCCGGCGCGCGCCGGGAGAGGCCGGGCGGUGGCGCGCGGGGGCUGGGCGAGGCCCCGCGACCCGCCAGGGAGGCGGGCGCCAGAGCUGGGCAUGAACGCACUGUAGUGGGGCGCCCCGCGGCUGCCGGGCCUUCAGAGGCGACGCGCGCGGGCGGCCGGGCGGGCGGCAGCGACGUGGCCGAGCGGGCCCCUCCGCGGCACGGACAGCCGCCCCAGAGGCCCCCGCGGCAGUGCGGGGCCGGGCCGAGCCGCGCUCCGGUGCCUGCCCCCCGCGCCCCGAUCGCGGGGCGGCCUUCUGUCGCCCCCCCGGCUGCCGCCCGGAUGAAUUCGUACUUCGUGAACCCGCUGUACUCCAAGUACAAGGCGGCGGCGGCGGCCGCGGCGGCCGCGGCGGCGGGCGAGGCCAUCAAUCCCACUUACUACGACUGUCACUUCGCGCCCGAGGUCGGCGGCCGCCACGCCGCCGCCGCCCUGCAGCUCUAUGGCAACAGCGCCGUGGGCUUCCCGCACGCGCCCCCGCAGGCGCACGCGCACCCGCACCCGUCCCCGCCGCGCGCCGGGCCUGCGGGGUGCGGCGGCCCCGGCCCCGGCCAGGACUUCUUCCAGCCCGGCGGGGGCAGCCCGGCCGCUGCCUACCAGGCCGCCCCCCCGCAGCCUCCGCCUCCGCCGCCGCCUCCCCCCUGCGGCGGGAUUGCCUGUCACGGGGAGCCCGCGAAGUUUUACGGAUACGAUAACUUACAGAGACAGCCGAUUUUUACGACCCAGCAAGAGGCCGAGCUGGUACAAUAUCCUGACUGUAAAUCGUCCAGUGGUAAUAUUGGCGAGGACCCAGACCACUUAAAUCAGAGCUCGUCUCCUUCUCAAAUGUUUCCCUGGAUGAGACCACAAGCUCCUGGUAGAAGAAGAGGAAGACAAACCUACAGCCGGUUCCAAACCUUGGAACUGGAGAAGGAAUUCCUUUUUAACCCUUAUCUGACCAGGAAAAGAAGAAUCGAGGUUUCCCACGCCCUGGCCCUCACCGAGAGACAGGUGAAGAUCUGGUUCCAGAAUCGGAGGAUGAAAUGGAAAAAGGAGAACAACAAGGACAAAUUUCCCAUUUCCCGACAGGAGGCGAAGGACGGGGAACCUAAAAAGGAAGCUCGGGAGCUGGAGGAAGACAGAGCUGAAGGCCCAACAAAUUAACUUCUACCUUUAAAGUUUUAUCGCAGAUUGUUAAAAGUAAUGGCCAACAUAUGCUGGUGGAGCCCACCUAUUUUCUUUGUUGGAAAGGACCUGACCUGUGUUUCAAGCUACCUUCGCGUCACUGCUCUUGAGAUGUCUGCGCUCUGAAAGGGAUGUGGGUGUUUUCUGUUUCUAGUGUGCAUCGAAGCAGUCCUUGAGCUGUCCUAUGAAAGAGUAAUUUGAUACUGACCUUGUAGCUAUAUUUUUUGUAAUGAUAGUUUUUAAUGUCUGAGCUGGUGAUUUUCCUCAACAACGUAAACUUCCUAAUGAUUAGCACUAAAUAAUUGAAUAUAAAUUGCUUUAUUAAUCAAGCAAGUGCACUUGAGCAUUUUAAAAUCUUUAUGGUGAGUAAGUUAAGUAUAAUUUCUUGAAAAAAAUUAUGCCUGCAGAAUAUUUACUUUAUAUUAUUUGAUUAAUACUUAUUAUUUAUGGUUUCUCUCUGCUUUUAUAAUGAACGGUUCAGUGCCUUUUGUUUACUUGUAAAAGUAUUUUUUGUUUUGUUUUUGUUUGGUUUUUUUGGACUGUUUUGUAAAUGUAAAAUCUCGGGGAAAAGCCUGGGCCCGUAUUUGAAAAGCACAUGGUAGCUGGAGAGAGUGGGCAGCUCUGCAGCUGCUCUAAACUUUGGAAAAAGGUUGGGCCAGCAACAAAAAGUUUCAGGACAUUGUCAAAGUUGAUAUGUAAUCAUUUUUCUAUCAUCCAUGCAAAUUUUGGCAAAUAAAUAAUUUUAAAUGAGUGAAUACUUGAAAAACCAAUUGUAACAUUUUCACUCAUUAACUUUGCACUCUGGCAAGCCCACCUAAUGGAGUGCCUCUCAUCUCUCAGCUUGCUUCCCUUUCCAACUGCACAUGUAUCCGCCUCAAGUCUGUGUGUCUCUGGCAGCCACUGCUGUGAUUCCGUUUGGGAGUAGGUGCCAUAUUUAUUUGUAUUCCUUCGCUGGUCUGCACGCUCCUUUUUACCCAACUUGCUGUGUGCCUGUCUCAGAUGUUGGCUGGGACAUCCUCUGCUGUUCCUCAGGAAAAUGAUGGUCUUUCUUACCUGAAAACCCAAGCCCUGAACGCCAACCCCAACAACUCCUGGGGUAAACAACCGCUCUAAUACCAAGCUAGCUCCUUAAUAAAGAAAUGAAUGUCUUUCUAGAA
Messenger RNA from Ochotona princeps (American pika), 2435 nucleotides. It is a transcript of the gene HOXD8, whose product is annotated as homeobox D8. The transcript has 2 exons. The record is from RefSeq and is a predicted model, not a curated record. Gene Ontology annotation, biological process: regulation of transcription by RNA polymerase II. Gene Ontology annotation, cellular component: nucleus. The coding region runs from base 397 to 1257 and encodes 286 amino acids. Lineage: Eukaryota; Metazoa; Chordata; Mammalia; Lagomorpha; Ochotonidae. Gene Ontology annotation, molecular function: RNA polymerase II transcription regulatory region sequence-specific DNA binding; DNA-binding transcription factor activity, RNA polymerase II-specific.